AGCACGGUUGUCAAGCUCGCCCUGGGGAGACUGUCCUUGCGCUGUGGCUGCCACCAGUAGCAACCAAAGGGAAGAGGAGACUGGAGCCGCUCGGUGCAGCGAGUAGUCCCCGAGUCUUCCCGCGCCCGCUUGGCCGCCGUCGGACCACGUCCCAGAGCUGCCACCUGCAGCCAGGCCGCCAGCCAUGCCAGCCGCGCCGGUCCUGCGCCCGCCACCGCCACCCGCGACCCCCGCCCCGCCUGCACCCAGCCGCCCUGCGCCUCCCAUCCCGGGCCACAGAGGCCCAUGUGACCAUUCUCUAAAAUGCUUAAGUUCAAAGAUCUCUGAGAGAAAGCUGCCAGGCUCCUGGCUGCCCGCGGGACGAGGACCUCUGGAGAAGCCAGUCCUGGGGCCACGUGGUGCCGUCAUGCCAAUGUUUAGCCCUCAGAGUAGCCUCCACUCCUUCCGCGCAGAGCACAGCCCGCUGAAGCCCAGGGUGGUGACAGUGGUGAAACUGGGUGGGCAGCCCCUCCGCAAGGCCACCCUGCUCCUCAACAGGCGGUCAGUGCAGACCUUUGAGCAGCUCCUAUCAGACAUCUCCGAAGCCUUGGGCUUCCCCCGAUGGAAGAAUGACCGCGUGCGAAAGCUGUUCACUCUCAAGGGCAGGGAGGUCAAGAGUGUGUCUGACUUCUUCCGGGAGGGUGAUGCUUUCAUAGCUAUGGGCAAAGAGCCGCUGACAUUGAAGAGUAUCCAGUUGGCUAUGGAGGAGCUGUAUCCUAAGAACCGGGCUCUUGCCCUGGCCCCUCACAGUAGAGUCCCCUCCCCAAGGCUGAGAAGCAGACUUCCCAGCAAGCUUCUGAAAGGAAGUCACCGCUGUGGGGAGACGGGAAGCUCUAGUGAGGGAACGGGAAGCAAGGCAGUCACUAGACAUCAGGGCAAGACUUCUACAGAGCUGGCCCCAGACGACAAGAUGAGGGCCCAGAAGUGCGUAAGAGGGAAACAGGAGUCAGAACAUGGAAGCUUGCCUUCACCUAGGGAAGCCAUUCAGGAGGAGACUCAUGCAAGUGGAGAGAAGCACCUGGGGGUGGAGAUUGAAAAGACCUCUGGGGAGAUCGUCAGGUGUGAGAAGUGUAAGAGAGAAAGAGAGCUGCAGCUGGGCCUGCAGCGGGAGCAGUGCCCCCUGGGAACCAGUGAGCUGGACCUGGGAAGGGGUCAGAAGAGGGAUUCCGAGAAGCUGGUGAGGACCAAGAGCUGCAGGAGGGCUUCUGAGGCAAAAUCUACAGAUGGAGAGGAAGGGUGGAAGGGUGACAGCCAUCGGGGCAGCCCCAGGGACCCCCCUCAGGAACUGAGGAGGCCCAACAGCAACUCAGACAAGAAAGAGAUCAGAGGCUCAGAAGGUCAGGAGAGUCAUCCUCAGGGUGCAGCCAAGGCCCAGAAGGACCUUAUGGAAGGUCCACCAGCUGUAGAGGAGGGACCGGUGCACAUGAGGAGAGAUGCCCGGCACACAUGCCGGAAUAAGCAUGCCGUCUGGCUCCUGAGAGAACAGCAGGCAGAACCCCCACAGCUCCCCAGAACCCGAGGGGAGGAGAAGGAAGCAGAGCAUGAGAAGAAGCCAGGUGGCUUAGGAGGGAGGAAGGUGCUGGAAAAGGAGUCUAAGAUAAAGCCGAAAGAGAGCAAGCCAGAGCGACCCAGUGGCCGGAAGCGGAGGCCCGUGUGCAUCAUCUCAGCAGAUGUGGAGAAGCACUACGACAUCGGUCGGGUCAUCGGGGAUGGGAACUUUGCCACCGUGAAGGAAUGCAAGCACCGAGAGACCAAUCAGGUUUUCGCCAUGAAGAUCAUUGACAAGGCCCAGCUGAAGGGUAAAGAGGACAUUGUCGACAGUGAGAUUUUAAUUAUCCAGAGUCUCUCUCACCCCAACAUAGUGAAACUGCACGAGGUCUAUGAAUCGGAGGCAGAGAUCUACCUGAUCAUGGAGUAUGUGCAAGGUGGGGACCUCUUCGAUGCCAUCAUUGAAAAUGUGAAGUUUCCAGAGCCCGAUGCUGCAGUUAUGAUCACAGACUUGUGUAAGGCCCUCGUCCACAUGCAUGACAAGAAGAUCGUCCACCGGGACCUGAAGCCAGAAAACCUCCUGGUUCAGCGAAACGAAGACAAGUCCACCAUCUUGAAGCUGGCUGAUUUUGGCCUGGCCAAAUAUGUGGUGAGGCCUAUAUUUACUGUGUGUGGGACACCAACAUAUGUAGCUCCUGAAAUUCUUUCUGAGAAAGGUUAUGGCCUGGAGGUGGACCUGUGGGCGGCAGGUGUGAUCCUGUACAUCCUUCUGUGUGGCUUCCCCCCUUUCCGGAGUCCUGAGAGGGACCAAGAUGAGCUCUUCAAAAUCAUCCAAACGGGCCAGUUUGAGUUCCUCUCUCCUUACUGGGACAACAUUUCUGAUGAUGCCAAAGAUCUGGUGAGAAAUUUGCUGGUGGUGGACCCCAAGAGGAGGUACACGGCUCACCAGGUCCUACAGCAUCCCUGGAUUGAGAGGGUUGGGCACCCCAGCACAGUGAACCCACAGAAGGAGGAGUCCCCCAACAGCAAGGGUCGCUUCCAGAGCCAGCACAAGAAGGUUGCAGAGCAGGUGUCAUGAUCCUGCCUGGGACAUCUGUCCAGCCUGGUCUCCUUGAGAACAGAGAAGAGAGGGGAAGGCUACAAGCAAGGCUGUGCCAGACACUUCUUCACAGACCUAGGGAAGGAGAAGAACCACCUGGCAUAUUUAAAGAGUGUUUGAAAAGCAAUGUCCUAACGUUGAGUGAUGUGUGAUAUUUUUAGAUUUGUAUAUCUGAAGUCUUUAAUACUUUUUAGUUAAGAACUGCCAUGAAUGAGGAAUUUUGAUAAUAAUGAUGAAUUCUGUUUUCUCUUUGUAGUCAUGUUUAUGGUGGGCUACAUGAGUGUGCUUCAUAUCCCUUGAGCUUCCCCACACAAUGAAUGAGGCGAUUCCUGGCUUUUUUAUCUCAAUAAAACACGAUGACUAACAGA
Arvicanthis niloticus (Nile rat) is the source of this 2994-nucleotide messenger RNA. RefSeq names its product doublecortin like kinase 3 (gene Dclk3). The record is from RefSeq and is a predicted model, not a curated record. Gene Ontology annotation, molecular function: ATP binding; protein kinase activity. NCBI's taxonomy places the organism in Eukaryota, Metazoa, Chordata, Mammalia, Rodentia, Muridae. Gene Ontology annotation, biological process: intracellular signal transduction; protein phosphorylation.